AUGUCCAAAACACCACAAACCAUCUCUUCGCGCCUCGCGCACCUCAUCAAGGCCUGGCCCACCGACCCUAUACGACCAGCCUCAGUCUCCGUGCAGAGCUACCUCCAAGCCCGCCUCCCCAAGACCGAAACCGAGGCUCCCCAGAUCUCGCAAUCGUCAGUCAUUGCGCUCACAAACCUCCUCAACGACCAAUAUAGCAAACAAUAUCCUCUACCCCAAAAGCUGCGCCAUCCUGCCAGCAAUCCAACCCAUUAUGAUGAUGUCGUGAGGGAGUUUGAGGAGGCGCCGAAUCGGAAUUGGUGGGGGAGGGUACAAAAGAGAUUGGGAGGGAUGUUACGGUUGAAAUAG
Messenger RNA from Talaromyces amestolkiae, 348 nucleotides. RefSeq lists its product as uncharacterized. The record is from RefSeq and is a predicted model, not a curated record. The coding region runs from base 1 to 348 and encodes 115 amino acids. Gene Ontology annotation, molecular function: ribosome binding. Gene Ontology annotation, cellular component: Cbp3p-Cbp6 complex; mitochondrion. NCBI's taxonomy places the organism in Eukaryota, Fungi, Ascomycota, Eurotiomycetes, Eurotiales, Trichocomaceae. The transcript has 2 exons. Gene Ontology annotation, biological process: mitochondrial respiratory chain complex III assembly.